Molecule: messenger RNA, 2150 nt
Organism: Onychostoma macrolepis
Lineage: Eukaryota; Metazoa; Chordata; Actinopteri; Cypriniformes; Cyprinidae
Gene: rnf122
Product: ring finger protein 122
Exons: 6
Coding region: 320-787 (155 amino acids)
Source: RefSeq, a predicted model, not a curated record
UUAAUUCGCUCUUGUUUAGUUCUCAAUGGAUGCCAACAACAUCAGCCACGACACGCGAUCAGAUGUAAAACGAAGGACGUGUUCACCGGACGUAAACGCAAGCGAACGGCUGAAUAUGAGUCAAAUGUCGUGAAUGUGAACGUAUUUACUACCUGACCAGAUGAAACGACUGAGAUCGCUAUGAAGACGAGUGAGGACUGCGUUUAGAUGAAUCCAGAUGUGCUGCAUGGCCUGACAGAGCGACAGACAGACAGAGGGCAUCGUCUCUCUGUUUAUAAACACACAUCCCUUCAUAGAAAGGAACAGCACGGGUGGAUUGAUGCACCCUUUUCAGUGGUGCAACGGGUGCUUCUGCGGCUUGGGACUGAUCUACUCCAAUAAGACCUGCACUAUGCCAUCCGUCACCUUCCAGGACCUUCCUCUCAAUAUCUAUAUGGUGAUCUUCGGCACAGGCAUCUUCGUCUUCGUACUCAGUCUCAUAUUCUGCUGCUAUUUUAUAAGUAAAUUGAGACAUCAAGCCCAAAGUGAACGCUUUGGAUACAGAGAGGUCAUUUUAAAAGGAGAUCCAAAGAAGCUGAAUCUUCAUGGGCAGACAUGUGCCGUGUGCUUGGAGGACUUUAAGGUGAAAGAUGAGCUGGGAGUGUUGCCAUGCCAACAUGCCUUUCACAGGAGGUGUGUGGUGAAGUGGCUGGAGGUGCGCUGCGUCUGCCCCAUGUGUAAUAAACCCUUAGCGGGAUCCUCCGAGCAGCACCAGAGCAUAGGCACACUGCUGGAUGAGCUAGUGUAGCGCUCAGAAGCUUCUGGAAAGAGAAAAGACCAACAUCAGUCUUCAAAAACUCUCUCUCUGGAGUCUUUUUUUUUUUUUUUUUUACAGACAUGAACAGACCUGACUGUGACUCUCACUGUAUUGUGAGACUGAACCUCACAGAUGAGCUCAAGAGGCAUGUUUUCUCAAUAAAACACUAAGGGAGACCGUAGAUUCUUGACUGAAGAAACUUCUAGGCUAAGGCUUUGUAUCUUUUGAGUAAAAUAGCCUUUAAUUUAACACCUAAUGCUAACUGAGCUGUUCAGUCAUAAUGUCGGUUUGUAUGCUAACCCAGAAGGCUAAUUCACCUCCGGUUCCCUCAGGAAUUCAUAAGGGGUUUUUAAUUGAGCGGGUUUUGAUUUCUGAUUAAAACAAGGCCUGUGGGAAACACUAUUUUUAAGAUUUAUGAAGAACUUCAAUUGGGAAACCCUUGAGUGCUUUAUAAACUCAAGCUGCUACAUACAGUAAGAACUACAACUACCACAUGUGUGUUUACACACUUGAUGAAACAAACAACCAUUGUAGUCUUUAUGUAGCGACUUUUUAAAGCACAAAAAAAAAUUUAAUUCUCAUUUGAGGUAUGAAUAUGUGUAAUUUGUGUUGUACAACAAAAUGUGCCAAAAUUAAAUGUAAACAGACCACUAAAAAAACCAACAAACUCCUGUGAGAAACCCUCUGAGUUUUAGGACUACAAACUGAAUAUCUGUAAUGUAAAUGCUCUACAUCAGACCAGCUGAGGAGGAAACAGGAUUUACAUCAUUCCAGCACUGAACACUGCGACCGCAAGUGACAGCAGCACAGUACACUGGGCCCAAAGAACUUUAUCACAGUGUGUGUGUGUGUGUGUGUGUGUGUGUGUGUGAGUGAGUGUGUUUUACAGUCAUCAGUAGUAGUGUUGGAUGUCUCGUUCACUCUAGAUUAUGUGUGCACAAAUCAUCGACUGUCUUAAGAGAUUUUAAGCAAACACUACCACAGUUCCCGGAGUCCCGGACACAGAAAUGGGCUGCCAGUGAAAACACAAGUGGCUUUCUUUUUGUAUUUCAAGUUUUUGUGUUUGUUCACUGUAAUCUGGUUGCCGUUGUUACUACCUGCAGUGUUUUAGUCUAUGUUUUCACACCAAAAAAAAAAAAAAACCUUUUUGAAAGCAUUUUUCUGUGCAGCAUGUUUCAUUUUCUAUUAUGUGUGUGUGCAGCCGUCUUUUAUAUGACCUUUUAGCUAAGUGAAAUAUUUUAAGCACUUCAUAAUUUUCAGUUUAAUAGAUGUAGUAGAACAUGACCUUUUCAUUAUAUUUCAUUACAUUUUAAGUAUAAAAGUGGUCAACGGAAGGAUGUGGAAUGUGUCAUUU